This is a messenger RNA of Lindgomyces ingoldianus, 210 nucleotides long. RefSeq lists its product as uncharacterized. The transcript has 4 exons. The record is from RefSeq and is a predicted model, not a curated record. The coding region runs from base 1 to 210 and encodes 69 amino acids. Lineage: Eukaryota; Fungi; Ascomycota; Dothideomycetes; Pleosporales; Lindgomycetaceae.
AUGGAUUCGAGAUACUACUCAGGGCCGCUUGAGUCAAGAGAGUCAAAUACUGAAAUUGGUGAUAUUCGACGACCUUGGAGGGUAUUCCUCAAGCGGAGGCGAUCUGCGAUACCCGUUAUUGUAGGCAGUGGCAUCUACUCAGAUUUUUGGUGGUUUUGGGCGGUUGAAGGCAGGUUGCUGAGGGCCAGGGGGCUCGUGUUCGGAGAUUAA